Molecule: messenger RNA, 2358 nt
Organism: Paramormyrops kingsleyae
Lineage: Eukaryota; Metazoa; Chordata; Actinopteri; Osteoglossiformes; Mormyridae
Source: RefSeq, a predicted model, not a curated record
ACCUGCCAGGAUGAAUCUUUGGGAGCGAAAAUCCGUCCCAUCUGACAUGGAGGAUUUGUGGGUUUAGUGGAAAUUGCUUUCCACUGCGAAAAUUAAAUAUCGUCCCACGUUUCUGUACGCGACUUUGCCGGGUUCCAUAGUGUCGUAUCCUGCACGAUCUAAGCUUCUGCCUGCUUUUUAUCUGCCUCCCUCCGAGUGUGUCGCCAGGAUGCAAAUGGAAACGUUGCUGCUGCUCUGCAUGUGUGCGCUUGUCGCGGCGGGCAGGUCCGAUCGGCGUGGCGGCCGCCGGCCGGCGACCUACGACCGGAGCAGCAGACAGAGGACAGAAUCUGAAAAGGGUGUCACAAGUUACAAGUCUGGCAGUCCCAUCCGGAGGAGAAGUCCGGACAUGACCAAGUCCCGCAUGAUGAAGUCCGAGCAGAUUUUAAGGAUAAGGGAGCAUGACUUCACCAUGAGGCCCGGCUUCGGGGGCCCCCCAAUUCCAGUUGGAGUUGAUGUACAAGUUGAAAGUCUCGACACGAUUUCUGAAGUUGAUAUGGACUUCACCAUGACCCUGUACCUGCGGCACUACUGGAAAGACGAGCGUCUGGCCUUUCCCAGCACCAACAAUCAGAGUUUAACAUUCGACAGCCGGUUGCUGAAGAAGAUCUGGGUCCCCGACAUGUUCUUCGUCCACUCAAAGAGGUCCUUCAUCCAUGAUACCACCACAGACAACGUCAUGCUCAGGGUGUUUCCCGACGGCAACGUCCUCUACAGCCUGAGGGUUACAGUGACUGCAAUGUGCAACAUGGACCUCAGCCACUUCCCCCUGGACACACAGACGUGCUCCCUGGAGAUCGAGAGCUAUGCCUACACCGAUGAAGACCUGAUGCUCUACUGGAAGAAGGGCAAUGAUUCCCUCAGGACAGACGAUAAGAUCUCGCUCUCCCAGUUUCUCAUCCAGAAGUUCCACACCACCACCAAGCUGGCCUUCUACAGCAGCACAGGCUGGUACAAUCGGCUGUACAUCAGCUUCACCCUGCGUCGCCACAUCUUCUUCUUCCUGCUGCAGACCUACUUCCCGGCCACGCUGAUGGUCAUGCUCUCCUGGGUGUCCUUCUGGAUCGACCGCCGGGCCGUCCCCGCCAGGGUCCCGCUGGGUAUCACCACGGUGCUCACCAUGUCCACCAUCAUCACCGGAGUCAACGCCUCCAUGCCGAAGGUCUCCUACAUCAAAGCCGUCGACAUUUACCUGUGGGUCAGCUUCGUCUUCGUCUUCCUCUCCGUGAUAGAAUACGCUGCUGUCAACUACCUGACCACCAUGCAGGAACGCAGGGAGAGGACGCUGCGAGAUGGAUUGCCCUGCACCUGCGGGCUGGCACACCCUGACCAGGUAAUGGCGAGCAGGUAUGGCAGCAUGGACAUGAGCGCGGCGAGGAGCUACAGCACUGCGGAGGACGGGGACACACGUGAGAGAAUCUUAGUGCAGCUGGCCUUAGGGGGUGACGGCAGGACCGCGAGCCUGGCAAAAUCGGCGCUUUGGAUCGACACACAUUCCAUAGACAAGUACUCUCGCAUGGUCUUCCCUGGGGCUUAUGCCCUUUUCAACAUGAUCUAUUGGUCUGUCUAUAGCUAACAGCUACCUGACGGACAGAAAGUACCUUUUAUGCAGAUUCAGAGGAACAACCUCCAUACACUUCAAGAAAAACUGGAGCUGCUCAGUUGUAAUUGCUGUUUACAUCUGUGUGAACAAAUACCGUACAGAAAUACUGCAGAAUUAUCAAGGAGUGUAUUUUUUGUGUGCCACUCUGUGGCAGUCAGCUUGGUAUGAACGUGUAUCAGAGCGAGACCUUUGGAGAGAAGCAUUUGCCUCCGAUUCUGCAGCAGCUGUCAUGCAGACCUGCUAGCAGAAUACAAUCAAAAUGGCUUUACACAAGUUCCUGUGAGCCUGUCGAAGCGUAUCUAUUUUUAUAAGGUCGAUUUCAUCAAAAUGAUUGAUUUUGUUUAUGGAGAUGACAAACAUGCAUUUUAUAAGAGGAUUUAGCGACCACAGCUCAGAAUAAGUGCAGUUUAAUUUCUGAAUGUAUACAUUUACUUUUGGUUGGAUAAAUUCACUUAACCCAGAAGCAUUUUUCUUACCUUUCAUUCACACUGAAUAUAAAUUUCCCUGUAAUUGAUCAUGAAUGAUAAAUGUUAAAUUACUCUAAUAGAAAAAUAAGUGGAUUAUCUAUAGAUGUUAGAUCGGUCACAUUCAUCAUCAGUGAUUCUCCUAUUAUUUAGCGUUACAUAUUUUUGAAACCAAACUGUGUUUGCCAUAAUUUUUUGAUGUCAGGUGGUUUCUCACGUAGGAUUUUGACGCUUCAGAAACACCCUGUAGUA